UUCAAAAUGCAACCCAGGUUUCUUUUAGCUGUCGUCACAAUCACGUGCUUGUUUCAUUCGGCCUGGGCAAUUCCUACUUAUGUUUUGACGUUAGACUCGUCCAACACUGCAUGGACUGUUCGCAAUCUGAAUAACAGUAUUCGCUGCGGAGCCACUGUUCCUGGUGGAAUAUAUUCAGACCUAGAGAGAGCCAAAGUCUUGGAAUCAGUUUUGUACCGUUACAACGAUGUACAGUACAGAUGGGUCGCCAAUGACUCCUGGAUCUAUGAGACUUAUUUUGAUGUCUCCCGGACACUUUUGGGAUCGAAGCAGAAGUUCCUGGUGUUCCACGGCCUACACACAGUCGCUAAAAUAUACUUGAACAAAGUCCUGAUCGGGUCCACUGACAAUAUGUUUGUUCGGUACCGUAUCGAUGUAAAAGAUCAGCUGAAGGAAAACAACAAGCUGGAAAUAUUCUUCGAAUCUCCAAUUAAGGCUGCAAAGGCGGCCCAUAUGAAGUCGAAGUACCCUAUAAAGCCGACGUGCCCGCCUCCGACGUACAACGGAGAGUGUCACGCAAACAUGUUGCGCAUGAAGCAAGACUCAUUCGGCUGGGACUGGGGCCCAGCCAUACCUUCCCUUGGAAUAUGGAAGAGCAUCGACCUGGAACUUCACAAUUCAGCAGUCAUAAGGGAGGUCACGACGCAUCUUGAUAGAGAAAAAUCGAGGAAUUUUUGGUCUCUGAAAGUUCAGAUCUUUUUGGAGUCGAGUCUAAAAGUCACUGGGCAAUUAUCUGCUGUAUUAUACACCAAGAGCAAGAGCAUCAAUAAGACCGUUAACUGGGAGAAUGAAGGAUACGCAAAUACGACCAUUGAAUUGGAAGUACCAUACGAUGAAGUGGAUUUAUGGUGGCCGAACGGAUACGGUGAUCAUCCGCUGUAUAAAUUACUUGUGACUUUUGAAAGUGGAGGUGAAAAGUUCGUAAAUACGAAGAAUAUUGGGUUCAGGACAAUAGUUCUGAUGCAAGAUCGUAUUGACCGGCUCUCCAUCGAGAAAGGAUUGACCUUCUACUUCUUGGUCAAUGGAGUGCCAAUAUUUGCGAAAGGCUCAAAUGUCAUUCCGCGGUCCGUUUUCCCCGAAGAAGAUGAAAACUCCCGCAAGUAUGCUGAAUACCUACUACAAUCCGCUGCUGACGUGCAUAUGAAUAUGAUACGCGUUUGGGGAGGAGGAAUCUAUGAGUCGGAUUACUUUUACGAGCUAUGCGAUCGAUUAGGUAUACUAAUCUGGCAAGAUUUGAUGUUUGCGUGCAGCAUGUACCCGGCUGACAGCGAUUUCCUAUCGAGCGUGGCUGUUGAGGUGGAUCAGCAAGUCAAGAGACUCCAGCAUCAUCCGUCGAUCGCAAUCUGGGCUGGCAACAAUGAGAACGAGGCCGCCCUCGUGCAAAAUUGGUAUAAUACAUCGACAAAUGAAAGACAAUACAGAGCAGAUUACGUGAAAUUAUACGUAGAUACGAUUAUGCCCAUUAUGAAAAGAGUUGAUCCGAAUAGAAUGUAUGUCACAUCAAGCCCCAGCAAUGGACUUGAGACCCUGAUGGAAAACUACUUGUCGAAAGAUCCACAAAGUUCUUUGUACGGUGAUCGUCAUUACUACGAUUAUUAUAAGAAUAGCUGGUUAUCGUAUAACUACCCGCCAGCGCGUUUUUCCUCCGAGUACGGAUUCCAAUCAAUGCCAUCAAAAUCAAAUCUGGAACAAGCGAGCGGCGCAAAUGAUUCAUUGGUUAUGGGCGAAAAGUUCCUGGAACAUCGACAGCAUUUGCCCGGUGGCUACUUGUUCAUGUUCAAUCUCAUACACCACAAUGUGAAAAUGUCUCUCAAAAGAUGCUGUAAGUUAGAGGAGUUCAUAUAUCUCAGUCAGUUGAAUCAAGCUUGGUCACUUAAGAUUGAGACGGAAAAUUAUCGACAGGGAAGAGGAAUCAUCACGCCCUCUGGCGAGGGUCACACGAUGGGAGCUUUAUAUUGGCAGCUCAAUGACGUAUGGGUUGCUCCAUCCUGGUCGUCCAUUGAGUACGGCGGUAAGUGGAAAAUGGCGCACUACUAUGCGAAGCAUUUCUUCGCGCCGAUCCUGAUCUCAGCACGUCAAAUGAAGUCGGGGACCAUUUCCAUGUACGUGACUUCGGAUCUCCUGACGGACAUCCCGAGCUGCGAAAUCAUCGUUGACGUUCACACUUGGGAUUCGUUUGCCAGGGAAACAUCCCACGUCAUAUCGAACUAUACGGUGAAAAAUGCAACAUCAGAGUUGGUUGAGUCAUUCACACUGAAAAGUUUGAUUAACAAAAGCACUCCAGCGAAGAUUUCGGGAAAUGAGAAUGUCACUGAGGAGAAGGACCGAUUUUCUCCGGUUUAUUUCCUUCAUUUGCAGUUAUACGACGCUGCUGGAACACUUUUAUCGCAGAACUUCAUAUUACCGCAAGGUUUCUUGAAUAUCACAGGAUUCGAAACAGCUAACGUCACGAUUCAUCACGUUCAGAGUAUUGAUGUGAAAAAGUUUACUAUCCAUUUGCAAACUAAUAGACUGGCUGCUUUCGUAUGGUUGGAGACGACUAUCCCUGGUCGAUUCAGUGACAAUGGUUUUAUGAUGAUUGAGCCCACUAUGCAACUUAACUUUACAGCAGAUGCUGAAAUAGAUAGUGAAGAUCUGCAGAAUAAUCUCAGUGUAAUGAGAUUGAAAGAAGACUACUAAGAAAAUAGUUUAGUGGAUAAAUUGUUAAAGUUUGUGUAUAUAAUAUUUUCUUAAUUUUGAUUGUUCAAUUUUGUACUUAAGAAAAGAGAAAGAAGAAAAAUUUAGGUAUGAAAAUCACAAAAAAUGAAAGAAAGUCUACAAAAAAGUUUAUAUUGAGCGAUUCUUAUGAACUCUCGCUCAAGAAUCUGAAGUUAAAAAAUGAAAAUAUGGCAAUUUUGCACAAUCACUAUAAAAAAGUAGGCGACAGUAAGUCAAACAAUUUGAGCUACAUCCUUCCUUACACUCCCUUUUUCCUUCUUGCUAAUUUCUUAGGAAAGUGACCAGAUACAGGGUAACUCAUAGUCCACGCUUUCCUUGGGCAGGAAUAAAAAUCAAGUUAAGGCGAAAAGAAAGGAAUCUACAAAAAUUAAAAGAAAAUUAUCAAGAUAGCUAGGCACAUUUUCAUACCUAAUCAACUAAUACUGCGUGAAAUUAGGUACACAAUAAAUAAGUACACUUUCCUACAACGAUAUGGCUAAAAUUGAAUCAUGGCAAUAUUGUACCAUAUUUCUACAACUGUACAGCUUGUAAACACUGUGUUCACAGAUGGCACUUGAUGUGCUGAGAGUAUUCUUGCAGAAUCCUUGAUAUAUAAAUAUUUAUGGGAUAUUGAUGGAAUACUUAAGUGGCCACACAGCCUAUGUUUUGAACAUUCCACACUUGAGUGUUCAUAGAGUAUUUGGAGUGGAAAAUGAGCGACAAGCAAUAACAAAAAACAAUGUAUUCUUUCCAAUUUUAUUUUUAUUUUUUACGUUCCUUAAAUUAAAUAUUUUCAAUUUGAGUAAAGUAUCUUAUUUAAUUUUAGCUUAAAUAAAUAUACAACAAAUAACAAAUAACAAUGAUAAAACAAUUAAUGUAGAAAGUCUUUUGUUUACCGUGUUUAAAAACCUAAAGAGAUGAAACGAUGUCUAACUGAUCUGAGAGAGGGUUAAGUAAAUAAGGUUGGUAAUGAGGUGGUAAAGACUAAUAACAGAAGAAACAUAAUUAUAGUUUUUAAGAGAUUGCGGAUUAGAUAUUGUUCCCUUUAGAUAACCAUUGCAUUCUAAAUUAAAUUUCAUGAGGUUGGAGUGGUCUAAAACAAGUUGUUCAAAAUUGUUAACGAUAGAACACACCAUUAAAAGGAUGCCAGCAGGAUGAAUACCUGACUAAAUGUUUGAUUUUUGAUACAUACAUUGUUGCACUAAAAAUUCGUGAAAGAAAGUUAAGGGAUACAUAACUUUCAUAUACAUGCACUCAGAAUAAGUUUCCAACACCUUUUUUAUUUUUCAAUCAAUUUUAAUCCUUUUAAUUGCAAACUAAAAAAAUAGGUAUAAAUUCUCAAGAAUAGGUAUCUAUGAUAUGUAAAUCAUACAGUAGAUAGUAGCACUGCUUCUAAGAGGGAUUCUGGGUGUCUUGUAGUGGCUUAUUUUCUCGGCUGAAGGGUUUUUUGCAUUGAGAUUUUAAGAUACACUUGCCGAACAUUGGACAACAUGGUACCUACUACCCACAUUUCCAUACAAAGCCUUGAUUGUAUCAGAACCUACCACUGUAAGGGCUACUGUCAGGAGUGAGAUAAUUUUAUUGUUACUCAUACAAAUCAAUCUUGCAGUGACAAAUCAGUUAACACUCAUUCAAAAUUAGUUCAAUGCCAACAGCAUUCAAAUGGAUGAACAGAAAUUAUUUUGAUUGCUUCAAUGUAAAAACUAAAUAAAUUUUACAUGAAAUACAUAUAUAUCUGACCACUAA
Molecule: messenger RNA, 4482 nt
Organism: Bemisia tabaci
Lineage: Eukaryota; Metazoa; Arthropoda; Insecta; Hemiptera; Aleyrodidae
Source: RefSeq, a predicted model, not a curated record